GGAAGACGUCAAUGGAUCAGUUUACAUUUUCAGAUUUAUUUGAAUAUUUCCUAAAAUUUUGUUUAUCGCUUGAAAAAAAAAAGAGUAGGUUUUUAAGUCAUCGACCAGAGACCACACUUCCGAGGUGGCCGUCAAGUUGUAGCAGACGAUGUCUGGUGUCCACGGGUUCAAUGAACUUGAUGGAAAGGAAAAGUUAGACUGUGAGCAGACGGCAGCUUCUCGUUGGUUCCUGUGUUGUUCCCCGGCAAGCCUUGUCGCCAAGAAGAUACAAACCUGGUUCCGGUGUAUACGCAAGUCGUCUAUUGGAAGUAUGUCGUCUCUAAACUCGACAACUGCGACAGGAAUGUCUCUUAGCCUAAGAAGGGAGAUAUUUAAACGUUUAGGCUACCCAUCGUUAUCAACAGCUUUCCAGGCAGACUUGGAGAUUCCGUCUGUCCAAGACGUACUGACGAAACAAAAGUUUGCAGCCGAAACAACGGAACAAAAUCACAAGGCCGUCCAUGCAACAGAUGUCCUUACAUUCGCUUACAUUCUAGACUUGAGAAGCCAUGCCGCUAUCUAUAUGGCAAGAUGGCGGUUUGCAGACGAUCAAUGGCUGUGGGUGAAAUGCAGUAGAAAGGGCGACAAGUCAAAAGACAUCCUACAAAAGGAAAUGAAAAUCUGGUCGUACAUCGAGGGGAGACCAUUCUUUCUGAAACUCAUCACAGCCUUCCAAACUGACUCAGGUUAUUACCUUGUUACGCCAUAUGAAGGUCGAUGCACUUUAAACUAUAUCAACAAAGUUCAAGGGUCACUGAAUGUGAAUAACGUCAUGUUUUAUGUGCUGGAACUGGUCCACGCUUUGAUCUACCUCCACGAACAUGAUGUUAUAGUCAGGAAUAUCAACACGAACAGUGUCAUGGUGGACCACCAGGGGCAUGUACUUCUGCAAGACUUUUCCCUGGGGGAGUUUGGAGCUUCAUCCCGGAUGAAAGACUUCGACACGGUGCCUGUCUUUUAUUUAGCGCCGGAGAUAAUUAAGUAUGACACUUACAGCAAGGCGAUUGACUGGUGGGCGCUUGGCAUCACAAUAUACAGUUUAAUGUACGGACAGGAACCUUUCCGAGACAGCAACACAUUUAAAACAAUCUCCUGCAUCCUGACCAAGGAGCCGGAGUACCCACAGAAGCUGAACGGUACCAAACUCAUCGCCUUAUGUAAGGAUCUUCUGAUCAAGCGUCAAGAGCAUAGACUAGGCAGUGGACCUCUGGGCAGUCUAUUUGUUAUUAACCAUCCUUGUUUGGUGGACGUGGACUGGACUAAGCUGUCUGCUCGGAAAUUUCGUCCUCCGUUUCUUCCCCCAGAAAACAUUCAGUUGAAACAGAAACCAAAAGACGCUGACAACCUGACUCUGUCGACCUCCAAGUCGUCCUUAUCUGAAUUCCAGUGGUCGGGAGAUCAAGGACUGGCUCAAGAGAAAACCGCUCUGAAUUACCUCCCAUUCGGAUUAUCGACAAGUUUCCCAAAGCAAGAGAUCGGCGCCAGGAGGUGGUGCUCUAGCUCCAACUUAUCCCAGUUCGUGGAUGUGUCCUCGAGGAACAUCCAUAGGCAGACAUUCAUUCAUGACACUAUAAAGGACUUAGAGGCCAUCAGAUCACAGAAUAGCUACUUAGACAACAUGCAGAGGCGGGGCAAAGCCUCGGAAUGGCACAGCCAUGAUGUCUCAGUAUUCAGAAAUACGAAUCUCAACCAUGGGCCUCUGGACGAGCCCAGUGAUGCGGAUAGCCAGUCUUGGUUUUGGAUGGGCGCAAUGCUCCACGAGAGAAUGAAUGCGGGUUUAAAAGGUCAAAGUUGUGAGCAGGCGUUGGGGGCAGGGGAUGGCGCGGCUGCGGAAGGAGGAGACCGUGCGGCGCCAGCAGAGGCCGGGCUUGAAUGUUUGAGCUGCUCGGCGGAAGAGAGCCGUGAUCUAAACCGGAGCAGCAUUGCCGAAUGCCGCAACGAGAAUGGAUUGAGAGAGGCGGAGAGCGGGCAGUGUGAUGGGAGCAUACCCUGCGACUGCGUCUUCCACAUUUUGUUUGAGUGGACGCCGAGUGACAAAAUGAGCGAGCGCGUCGUCUACAGUCGAAACUGCACUAGCCAUGCUGCUGUGAAUGACUUGAACACUGGCUGCGGCCAUGCUGCUGUGAAUGACUUGAACACUGGCUGCGGCCAUGCUGCUUCAAAUAACUUGAACACUGGCUAUAGCCAUGCUGCUAUGAAUGACGAAAACACUGGCUGCUGCCAUGCUGCUACGAAUGACUUAAAUACUGGCUCCAGCCAUGCUGCUGUGAAUGACUUAAACACUGGCUGUGGCCAUGCUGCUGUGAAUGACUUAAACACUGGCUCCAGCCAUGCUGCUGUGAAUGACUUAAACACAGGCUCCAGCCUUGCUGCUGUGAAUGACUUAAACACUGGUUGCGGCCAUGCUGCUGUGAAUGACUUAAACACUUGCUCCAGCCAUGCUGCGCUGAAUGACACUGACACCAGCCAUGCUGCAUUUGCUGAUCAAAAUAACAGUGGACUUGUGCAAGACGGUGACAACGAGGUCGCCGCCAAAGAAAACGACCAGGAACAAUGUGAUAGCGUAUCCCUUCUGGAUUCAACUAGAAAACGAGGCAAUAUUAACCUAGAAAACCCAAGCGCUGGCAAAGAAAUGCUACUUGCAAAAUCGAAAUUAUCAUUCUUCAAUACCGAUUCUUCCGUUUCUUUCGAUGAGGAAAAAUGUGAAUCUGGUAUCGAUCCAUUGCGUCAACACAAUGAUGAUCAUCAAUACCAGCAUAUCGAUACGAAACUGAUAAAAUCCUUAGAUCAACGCAAACUCUUUGAGUCUAAAGAGGUUAAAGAUCUAUGUCUUAGAAAAGACGACGCCUUGAAAUCUGAAACGUCAGAAGCUAAGGCUAACCAGAGUUGUGUCAUCACGGACCUAUAUAAUUUUAGAAAAGACGACGCCUUGAAAUCUGAAACGUCAGAAACUAAGGCUAACCAGAGUUGUGUCAUCACGGACCAAUAUAAUUUCGCUCACACGGACUGUAGUGGUGAGUUGAUGUGUGCCUUUAACCCUUUGACACCGAACACUUGCCAAGAUGUGAAUACUUCGGACUCACCUAAGAGCACAUUUUUGGACUAUGUGACACGCAGGCUCAAAGAUGACCCAACUUGUGCUAGUCCAUCCAACGGACACACCAAACAAAGUACGAACACAUCGGAUUGUCAUCACAGAGAGACACAAAUCCAACAGUGUAGAGCCAACAACCCGACAGAGUAUAGCAGCGACUCCGCUUCAGAGACAGGCAGAAUCGCGUGUGGCGAAGACACGUUUGUGUCAGGUUUUCCCGCAAAGCUCUCUCUCAACGAGGACCACUUCAAAGAUUAUGACAAAUCCUUUAAGAACGCGCUUUUUGGCGGGUCCAAGCACAAUGAAGGCUCGCAUUCUGGACGCAAAACACAUUUUCUAAAACGUCUGAUUUUCGGGAAACGAAGCCAGAAAGACCACAGCUGCAUUCACAGCAAGACGUCCUGUAAAGCCGGCACUCAUAGGGAGACGUCCUGCCAAGCCAGCACUCAUAGGGAGACGUCCUGCCAAGCCUGCACUCACAGCGAGACGUCUUUUGAAAGCGAAACCUUAGAAACAUUUCUAACAAAGUCAAAGUCGAAGAAAAAAUUUGGCUUCCUUAGUAUCAGGCCUCGAGCGGAGUCUGUUCGCGGUACGUGUGACAGAAAGAAUAAUAAAACCAUAACUCGGCCUUCUAAAAAUGAAUACACAGAUGCAGAUUAUUAUCAGAUGAACAGAGAAAAAGAAUGCAUUGACAACUUACUAGGCACAACCUCUAGAUCUACUUGCAACUUGCCAGAAGAAAUGUUACAACAUUUACCCAACGCUGAGAAUGUGAAAGUAGAUUAUUGUGAAGAUUUGAAGUUGACACCUAUCUUUAGCGACAAUGAAAGAUCAAUAACCUCUGACUCCAACAAUCCGAGAUCAAUAAUCUCUGACUCCGAUUGUUUCCAUAAAAAUGAAAUGUUAAUAUGCACGGGAGGACUACCUUUUAAUCAUAUUGAAUUGGAACUUCAAAUGGAACUCGAUCAAACUCUACAAAGGGCACCCAACAAGAGUACUUACGGCUUAGGAAAAAGAAAUGACCAAAAAAUACUGGACACUAACAAGGUAGAUACUACAUUGGAUAAUGUGGAUACACAGGAACAAACAUUAUUCGAGAAAGAGGAAUUAAGUGGACAAACCAUGCUGGAGAAAGAGGACAUAGAUAAACAAACCAUACUGGAGAAAGAGGACCUAAAAGAACAAAUGUUGCUAGACAAAGCAGAUAUAAAUCGACAAAUUCAUUGGGACUCGGUUGAUAAUAAUGGAGAACUUUUAUUUGACAAGCAGACUACAAAUGAGCUAAUUCUUCUAAACUGUGAGCUAAAGGAACUCUCCAGUGAUGGAGUUGAAAGUGUUCAUGAAGAGCGGGAAACGGAGAAAAAAGCCGCAGACGAGGUAAACAGUUUUGGGAGCAAUGAAUGUAAGACUCAGUCAGAUGCUAGUGAAGAUAAUAAUGAGUCUGACUCCAGCCACGACAAUCAUGACUCUGGUUGCAAAGAUGUCAUGAGUCAGUCUGAUUGCAGAGAUGUCAUGAAUCAAUCCGAAAGCAAAGAUGUCAUGAGUCAGUCCGAUUGCAAAGAUGUCAUAAGUCAAUCUGAUCGCAUAGAUGUCAUAAGUCAGUCCGAUCGCAAAGAUAUUAUAACUCAGUCUGAUUGCAAGGAUGUCAUGACUCGGUCCAAUUGCAAAGAUGUUAUGAGUCAGUCUGAUUGCUUUGACGUCAUGAGACAGCCUGAUUGCAAGGAUGUUAUGAUAAAGCCUUAUUGCAAAGAUGUCACGAGUCAGUCUGAUUGCAAUAAAAGUGACAAUGAGCAAGAUCAAUGUGGUACCAGACAGUUUCAAGACCAGAGUACGCUAACCCAGGAUGAAGACAAGAGUCAUUCUGAUUGCAGAGAUGAGCAGAGUCAGACUAAGUGGAAAGAAAGAAACACUCACUCCCAGGAAGGCAAGAGUCAAUGCGCUGACAAACGAGUCGAAAGAUGUUGUGAAGAAAAGACAAACGAACGGGAAGUGAGACUAUUAGACCAUGUUGACGUGGACAAUAUUGACGUGGACAAAGCUGACUUAGACAGUGUUGACUUAGACAAUGUUGACUUAGACAAUGUUGACUUAGACAAUGUUGACUUAGACAAUGUUGACUUAAACAAUGUUGCCGUGGACAAUAUGGGACAAACACAAACAGUUGAGACCCAAAUAGAGCGCCAUCUGGAUAACAUGGACGAUUCAAUUGCCAGCCUGAUUUCGGGUAGCGCCUCCUUCGAGACAGCUGCUAUGACCUUCAACGUUUCUCCAGACAGCACCUCGGGUUCACCAGCCUUUGUGACAGCAGACGCCACCUUCGACUCCGGAGACGACCAUGACCUUAAAGAAAUCUACACUUCUCACUCAACGAUCAAUCCAAAUUCUAAUUUUAUUCCCUACUACAGAUCAACAAGCUCGAAUGAGGGAACCAGCGAGUCUGCAGGAAGAGUGUUACCUCUAGGGUAUGAAAAUAAUGAAUCGUUGGGAUAUGUACAAUCUGAGGCUGAUACGCUUAAUCCACUUUUUGUCAUGAUGAGUGACAAUGGUGAGAAUGGCACUGGUAAGCAUGGCACAGGUUCAGACCUUUUAAUACCAGUCGAUGGUAAACAAGGAGAGGAAACGUCAAAACAUGGACAAGAUGCCAGACUAACAUCUCUGACACAAGAAAACGAUGCGUACGAUCGACCAAACAGUGGAGAGAUAAAUUCAAUGGCAGACGAUAUGACAUUCCCACAGUCCCUUAUCGGGGCGGAUGCCUUAACUUCCGGGGUCACAGAAAAGCAUUUAUUCUCGACAAAUAAUGAAGCACACCAGAAUGAAACUAACGGAGAUAAAUCAAUUUUCUCAUCUCUAUUAGACAAGAGCGGUGGAAGAGUUGGGGAAAUGACGUCAUUGAAAACGGAAACGGGAAACCCCAGAGACGCAGCAGACGACGGCUUGUCUGCUCUAUGGAGAUCUACGCCACACAUAGCUCAGCCAUCCGUUGACGCACCGAUGAUGGCAUUGAGCCGAGCGCGCCAGAUGAUGCGGGAACUGGACGAGAUUACGCCAUAUUCAGAGAGUGAUUUCUGGCGACGCGGUGAGCGACGGCAAUCAAGGUUUAGGCGAGAUGCCCCAGACUUCUUCUCCGGCGGGUUCUAUGGCGACUCCGUGGCCCAGGACCAAGGUCAUUCUGACCAUGGCAUUCAAGUGAUCGGAACACUGACUAUUGAGUACCUCACGCCGCCUGUAAAUGGUUUAAUCUUUGAAAAACGUCUGGAGCUGAGUUGAACAUAGAUCUGGUUCUCGUAAGCAUUCGGGGCUCCCUUCUGCAGCAUCUCAAGAAAUGGGCAAAUGAAAUCCUGAGUACUUUUUCUUCUGUAUGACGUGGGUUGUUCUAGAGAUUAAGUACGGGUUCUAUUCCGGUUACGUGAGAGGGCACACGGGUGUGUCUUUUACAAUAAGAUGAGGUCUGAGAUGGGUCACCAAGUUUGGCCAUCUAUAAUAUAGUACUGUUUUUUUUUUAACUGGGAAAUUAGGGGCUGUUGUGCUGGCCACACAAUGCCCUUGUUAAUAGCAGACGUGGAGGCAUGUGAACCUUGUCUUCCCUUUGGAAUGUUUUACGUAAUGUGCCUUGUAGGAGUGUUUAUUUAAAAGGCCGAUGUAUCUGAGUUUUGUGAGUUGUUGUUUUUUAAAUUGUAUGACAUGUUGAUAAGACGACCAGCGCAGAUAUUUGUUAUAUAUUUAAUAUGUUUCAUAGUAGCCUACUACAAGCCAGCAGCUAUUGUAAUGACCGCAGCACAUGAUGUACAAGGCGGUGAACUGUUCAAUAAUAACAUGUCAUAUACUAAUAGUUAUAAUUCAAGUUUUAAGAAUGGUUUUUGAACCUAUUUUGUUUUUCUGUUCGGAUAAUGUUUCUAUUAAAAUAUGU
Messenger RNA from Biomphalaria glabrata, 7043 nucleotides. RefSeq lists its product as uncharacterized. Bases 149 to 6403 code for a protein of 2084 amino acids. NCBI's taxonomy places the organism in Eukaryota, Metazoa, Mollusca, Gastropoda, Planorbidae. The record is from RefSeq and is a predicted model, not a curated record. Gene Ontology annotation, biological process: protein phosphorylation. Gene Ontology annotation, molecular function: protein serine/threonine kinase activity; ATP binding. The transcript is spliced from 16 exons.